GACGCCCUAUGCGAUUGUAAGGUUCUACCAUGAAUUAAUAUGGGCGCCGCUGGCGUGCUGCUAGGUCGCUGGUGAGAAAAGGAGGCCGAGGCUUUGCCCGUGAUCUCCCUCAGCGAUGGCGCUUCGGUCGCGGUGUCGGGAGUUGUUGUCGAUUUGCAGGAACCCCGGGUGUGGGGUCGCAGUGUUCUCAACCAGUUCCAAGCCAGAGGUGAAACCCGAAGUGGACCCUCUGGAAAACGAAGCAAUUGCCCCAGAGUUCAUCAACCGGAACCCCCGGAACCUGGAGCUCUUAGCUCUAGCCAGGAAAGAGCGGGGUUGGGGGACAGUGUGGCCCUCCCGUGAGUUCUGGCACAGGUUGCGAGUUGUAAGGACUCAGCAUCAUAUAGAAGCAGUCGUUGAGCAUCGAAAUGGACAGGUUGUGGUUUCGGCAUCCACUCGUGAAUGGGCUAUUAAAAAGUACCUGUAUAGUACCAGAAACGUGGUGGCUUGUGAGAGUAUAGGACGGGUGCUGGCAGGACGAUGCUUAGAAGCAGGAAUCAACUUCAUGGUCUACCAACCAACUCCGUGGGAGGCAGCCUCAGACUCGAUGCAACGACUACGGAAUGCCAUGACAGAAGGCGGUGUGGUGCUUCAGGAGCCUCGGAGAAUCUAUGAAUGAAAUAGCAGCAUUCUUUGGAGCGUGUGAAUAUAAAGCUGCCAGCUGUUACAUCAGAAGAGAGCGCGUGGAAGAACAGACCGCCUGGAAGUUUCAUGCAAUAAUCUAGCUGCGAUGUUGUUAAUAGUUAAAACCACCCCACCUCCCCUCGUGCAUGUGUUUGUGGGUUUUUUUUUUUUAAUCAAGGACUACAUUCUUUCCCUCUCGGAUUUGAGAGGAGUAUCUGAGAAAAGCUGUCACAAGUUGUAAUUAACUUUUAAAGGACAAAUGUUUUAAGUUAAAGAAUAAAGGCAUUUUACAAACUCUUAA
Molecule: messenger RNA, 964 nt
Organism: Pteropus alecto (black flying fox)
Lineage: Eukaryota; Metazoa; Chordata; Mammalia; Chiroptera; Pteropodidae
Gene: MRPL18
Product: mitochondrial ribosomal protein L18
Exons: 4
Coding region: 116-658 (180 amino acids)
Biological process (GO): translation
Cellular component (GO): ribosome; mitochondrion
Molecular function (GO): 5S rRNA binding; structural constituent of ribosome
Source: RefSeq, a predicted model, not a curated record